Benincasa hispida (wax gourd) is the source of this 1600-nucleotide messenger RNA. RefSeq names its product eukaryotic initiation factor 4A-11. The record is from RefSeq and is a predicted model, not a curated record. NCBI's taxonomy places the organism in Eukaryota, Viridiplantae, Streptophyta, Magnoliopsida, Cucurbitales, Cucurbitaceae. Gene Ontology annotation, molecular function: RNA helicase activity; nucleic acid binding; ATP binding.
AGCCUUCACAAAAUUUUCCCUCUUUCGCUCGCUGCGCUUUGCCCAAACACUCGCCUCCAACUCCACGGAUCAGAUCCGAAGAGUUUGGCAAACCCUAGCUUCCUUUCUUCAAUCUCCAUCUCUUUCAUCCUCCUCUUUCUUCUCUAACAAUCCCCAGCCAUGGCAGGUUUAGCUCCAGAAGGAACCCAGUUUGAUUCUCGUCAAUAUGAUGCUAAAAUGAAUGAGAUUCUUUCAGCCGAAGGGCAGGAAUUUUUUACCUCAUAUGAUGAAGUUUAUGAAAGUUUUGAUUCGAUGGGGCUGCAAGAAAACCUCCUUAGAGGCAUUUAUGCCUAUGGUUUUGAGAAACCAUCUGCAAUUCAACAAAGAGGUAUUGUUCCCUUCUGCAAAGGCCUCGAUGUGAUUCAGCAGGCUCAAUCUGGAACUGGGAAGACUGCAACCUUCUGCUCUGGGAUACUUCAGCAACUUGAUUAUGGUUUGAUCCAGUGCCAGGCAUUAGUUUUGGCGCCGACUAGGGAGCUGGCUCAACAAAUUGAGAAGGUUAUGAGAGCUCUUGGAGAUUAUCUUGGUGUUAAGGUUCAUGCUUGUGUAGGAGGGACAAGCGUCCGUGAGGAUCAACGCAUUCUUCAAGCUGGUGUUCACGUAGUAGUUGGAACACCUGGUCGUGUGUUUGACAUGUUAAGGAGGCAGUCUCUUCGCCCAGAUUGUAUUAAGAUGUUUGUAUUGGAUGAAGCUGAUGAGAUGCUUUCUCGAGGUUUCAAAGAUCAGAUCUAUGACAUUUUCCAGCUGUUGCCAUCAAAAAUUCAAGUAGGUGUAUUCUCGGCCACAAUGCCACCGGAAGCUUUGGAGAUCACUAGGAAAUUCAUGAACAAGCCUGUCAGAAUCUUGGUAAAACGUGAUGAGCUUACUUUGGAAGGUAUCAAACAAUUUUACGUAAAUGUUGAUAAGGAAGAUUGGAAGCUCGAAACUCUGUGUGAUCUCUACGAGACUCUGGCUAUCACUCAAAGUGUUAUCUUCGUUAACACACGUCGUAAGGUCGAUUGGCUUACAGACAAGAUGAGAAGCCGGGACCAUACUGUAUCAGCCACCCAUGGUGACAUGGACCAGAACACUCGAGAUAUAAUCAUGCGUGAAUUUCGGUCUGGCUCAUCUCGUGUUCUUAUCACAACUGACUUAUUAGCUCGUGGUAUUGAUGUUCAGCAAGUCUCCCUUGUGAUAAAUUAUGAUUUGCCAACCCAACCAGAAAAUUACCUUCAUCGAAUUGGUCGAAGUGGGCGUUUUGGAAGAAAGGGUGUUGCCAUCAAUUUUGUUACAAGUGAUGAUGAGAGAAUGCUUUUUGAUAUUCAGAAGUUCUAUAAUGUGGUCAUCGAGGAGCUGCCAGCCAAUGUAGCAGAUCUCCUAUGAUGAGGUUUUUGUUUGUUUUUUUUUUUUGGUUUUGUUUUUUUGUUUUUGUUUAUAGGGAUGGGAUUUUCUCUUAUCUCUGAAUGACACUAUUUAGCCUCCCCCCACUGGAACUCUUUUCUAUUAUCUUCACUUUGUUUUCAUAUAUUAGUUCUGUCAAACUGACAUUUUGUUAAUGAUUUAUUGUCUGCUUUCUGUGCAA